AUGACUAUUGAUAAUGAUCCAAACCUCAGGGGUGAUCUUGGGGCCGGUGGAACCCGUGUUGCAAACACUCUACAGGCGAGUGGCGAGACUGGAAGAAACUAUUCAGACUUUGAAGAUCCAUUGGCCAAACACAUCUUGACCCAAUACCCAAGCUCAAGCUCGUCCAACCAAUUCUUGUCAACUCCCAAUAUUGGCCCUCUGCAGUUGAGGGACCUACAGUCCGAUGUGGAAAAGAUUUUAAAUGACUAUUCAAGUACUCCUACACGAGAAAAGGAUGAUACCCCCGAGGUGUUCCGAGCAUUCAUCAAAUACCUGUGCCAAGAGGCCCGGACGAUCUUGAUGCAAGAAAUCAGGCAGUUUAGCGGAAAGAGUGAGUUGCGGCAACUCCGCAAUUUCCUCGUCGAUUCGAUAUUAAAGACUAUGCUGAUAGCCGGUGGCAAACAACCCAAGUCUCUUACACCAUCUCCCAUCGUGAUCCCAGGUCUAAUCGCGGAGGAAAACCAACUGACGUUGAGAAGCCACCAAACUGCUCUCAAAGGAGAAUGUUUAAAAAGAGACGACCAUGGCUGCGUUAUCACUGGUCACAUGGAAUAUGAUUCUUAUAAGAAGCUGCCACCAGAGCGUCGUAGAAAUCGGUAUACUUGCAAUACGGAAUGUGGGCAUAUAAUUCCCUUUGCUCUUAGGAUUUUCAAUCCCAAGUCUGCACAGGAGGCCGAGACUAAAGCUCAGAUUUGGCGGUCAAUUUACCGAUACUUCCCCUUUGUGGCAGAGAAAAUCAGCGCUGAAAACAUCAAUGCGCCCGAAAAUGCAAUGACCUUAUGGAUGGAUGCCCAUGAACAAUUUAUUUCACACCGUCUUGCCCUCGAGCCUACGAAUAUCGAGCACGAAUAUCGUGUCCAUGCUAUCGAAGAGCUGAGUAUCGUAACCCGAGAUUUACCGAAAUCCAUCAUCAUGAAACAAUGGGACCCGGAAGUCUUGAUGCCGGACCCCGACUUUCUCAAGUUCCAUUAUCAAGUUUCGAUGAUCCUGCAGGAAAGUGGUAUUCGAGAGAAAUAUGAAAGGACUGUGUGGGAGAAUAACAACAACUUAAUUGAUAAUAUUCAACCCGAUGGCUCGACAGACUUGGGAAAUAUAUUUUCAAACAAAAUGCUGACGAAUAUCUAG
Trichoderma virens Gv29-8 is the source of this 1164-nucleotide messenger RNA. RefSeq lists its product as uncharacterized. Lineage: Eukaryota; Fungi; Ascomycota; Sordariomycetes; Hypocreales; Hypocreaceae. The transcript has 6 exons. The record is from RefSeq and is a predicted model, not a curated record. The coding region runs from base 1 to 1164 and encodes 387 amino acids.